Messenger RNA from Brassica oleracea var. oleracea, 1473 nucleotides. RefSeq names its product non-functional pseudokinase ZED1. The coding region runs from base 42 to 1049 and encodes 335 amino acids. Gene Ontology annotation, cellular component: plasma membrane. Lineage: Eukaryota; Viridiplantae; Streptophyta; Magnoliopsida; Brassicales; Brassicaceae. Gene Ontology annotation, molecular function: ATP binding; protein serine/threonine kinase activity. The transcript has a single exon. Gene Ontology annotation, biological process: cell surface receptor signaling pathway; protein phosphorylation. The record is from RefSeq and is a predicted model, not a curated record.
GAACCUCCACAUAUCUCUCAACCAUAUCAAAUAUCAAUCUAAUGGGGAAGAACACGAAGAAGAAGAAGAAGAUCAGAUCGGAUCUGAAGAACGGAGGGCUUCUACUAGCAGAGCUAAUCGCUUCCUUCGACGGCAAAACCAAUCCGAUCCGCUGCUUCUCCUCCGAUCAGAUCCUCAAAGCGACCAACAACUUCUCCGAAGCCCAAAUCAUCUCCAGCUGGGGAUACUUCACCUGGUACAAAGGCCUAAUCGAAGAAAGACCAGUCUCCAUCAAGAAAUGGUCCAACCAAAACCUCUCAAGCUUCACCGAAGCCUACCGCGACAUCUCCGUAUCCUCCCAGAUGAGCAAUCACAAGAACGCACUCAAGCUUCUCGGCUGCUGCUUGGAGUUCGAUCUCCCGUCUCUCGUCUGCGAGUUCACGGAACACGGUCCUCUCAACAGAGACGGAGGCCUCCUCUCGAGACCCUUGCCGUGGAGAGCGAGGGUGAAGAUCGCGAAGGAGAUCGCCAGCUCCGUGGCGUAUCUCCACACGGCGUUUCCGGAGACUAUAAUCCACCGGAAUAUAAACCCGACGAACAUCUUCGUCGACGAGGAUUGGACGGCGAAGCUUUCUGAUUUCUGGUUCUGUGUUGCGAUUCCCGAAGGGGAGCUGUAUGUGGAAGACGAUGUGAAGGGUGUGAUUGGGUUUGUUGAUCCGGAUUAUUACUGGACGAUGAAAGUUACGGAGAAGGUUGAUGUUUACAGCUUUGGAGUUGUGAUGUUGGUGUUGUUGUCUGGGAGAGCUGCUGUGUUUAACGGGCCAGGGGAGGCGCCUAUGUCGCUUAAUGAUCAUGUCUCUGAAGUGAUGGAGAGAGGUGGGUUUGAGGAGGUUGUUGAUAAAGAGGUGUGGAGUGUUUCGGAUGGUGAUGAUGAAUUGGUUGUGAGGAAGUUGCAGGUUGAAGCGUUUCUUAGGUUGGCGUUGAGGUGUGUAAGGUUUAAGAAAGAGGAUCCGGUGAGUGGUAUGAUUGAAGUUGCUAAAGAGCUCAAGUUGAUUGAGAAUCUCUCGUAAUUAGUCCUUAUUAGUUUUGCUGUCUGGAAGAGACGCUGUCAUUAACGGACCAGGGGAGAAUCUUAUGCAUAAUGCAUGUGUGUGAGGUAAUGGAGAAAGGUGGAUUUGAAGAGGUGAGAUUGAUAAGGAGAUUUGGAAUGUUUUGGAUGGUGUUGAAUCGGUUGUGAGAAAGUCACAGGCUGAAGCGUUUCUUGGUACAAGAAAGAGGAUCCAGUGAGUGGUAUGAUUGAAGUUGAUUGAGAAGCUCUCGUAAUUAGCCCUUAUUAGUUUAUAUGUUCUUGAAGAUUGUUAACCUCUUGGAAUCUAGAGAUGUGUCAAUGUGUUUUAAGUUUUUGUUGAUACUUGUCUUUGUCAAGAACAAAGAUGCCAUACUUGUUAUUACGUGGGCAACGGAAAGAUAGUAAAUUUUAAUCCAAUGUGAACA